AUGGAUGUGUCUGCACGCAGGAAGCUCCAGAGGACUGUGAGUGACAAGGGCCAGCUGAGGUACAUGACAGGAGAAUGGUUCUACGAGACCAAGCAGCUUCGUCAUCAGGACCGCAUCCACGGCUCCGAGCUCAUCAGGGCCUCCAUGAAAAAAUCCUACAAACCGUUGACUAUAUUGGAGCUCUCCCAGAUAUUACCAGAGAAGCCCAGUUUUGUCAGCAGUGAAAACAAAGAAGUGUUCGUCCCUCCAGUACUCUGUGGGGUCCUGCAAGAGCCUCACAUGCAGCUCAGCCAUCAAAG
Molecule: messenger RNA, 299 nt
Organism: Plectropomus leopardus (leopard coralgrouper)
Lineage: Eukaryota; Metazoa; Chordata; Actinopteri; Perciformes; Serranidae
Source: RefSeq, a predicted model, not a curated record